AAAACUCUCUCAAAUAUGUCUUCUUUGCCUCUCCCAUUCUUCAGUGCAACAUGCACUAAGGAGGCAUUGUCCUCCUCUAUCAAAUCCUCUUCUCCUUUGGUUCCGUUUCAGCGGCUUCAGCUUUUUCGAUCUACUUCCAGAACGGCUACUACAACAACAACAACCAGGAUCCGCUCUUCUUUGUUUUACUCCUUGAAAGUUAAAGCAACGGCUGAGGUCGUUCAAGAUAAGGAAUCAGGUGUAGCUGUCACCGGCGGCACUGGAGGCGGGAAGCCGGUGGUUGAGCAUUCCCGUACCUUUAUUGAAGCUCACUCCGAGCAAGAACUCCUAUCUGGAAUUAGGAAGGAAGUAGAAGCUGGAAGGCUACCUCCAAAUGUUGCAGCGGGAAUGGAAGAAUUGUAUCAGAAUUAUAGAAAUGCAGUUUUCCAAAGUGGACAUCCUGCAGCUGUUGAGAUCGUAUUUUCGAACAUGACAGUUGCAUUUGAUCAUAUGCUUUUGGAUGUGGAGGAUCCUUUUGUCUUUGAACCCUACCACAAGGCUUUGCAGGAACCGUUUGACUACUACAUGUUUGGUCAAAAUUAUAUCAGGCCUUUGAUUGAUUUCAGGAAUUCAUAUAUUGGCAAUCUUUCUCUUUUCUAUGAAAUAGAAGAAAAGCUUAAGCAGGGUCACAAUGUUGUACUUAUAUCAAACCAUCAGACUGAAGCUGAUCCCAUCAUCAUCUCAUUGUUGCUUGAGAAAACAAACCCACAGCUUGCUGAAAGAAAGAUUUAUGUUGCUGGGGAUAGAGUCAUAACAGAUCCUCUUUGCAAGCCUUUCAGCAUGGGAAGGAAUCUUUUAUGUGUAUACUCCAAAAAACAUAUGUAUGAUAUUCCUGAACUUGCUGAGAUGAAAAGAAAAGCAAACACAAGAAGUUUGAAAGAGAUGGCUUUGCUGCUAAGGGGUGGCUCAAAGGUAGUAUGGAUUGCAGCAAGUGGUGGCAGGGACCGUCCAGAUGCCCUUACAGAAGAAUGGUAUCCUGCACGUUUUGAUUCUUCUUCAGUAGACAAUAUGAGACGGCUCAUAGAACAUUCAGGGGUUCCAGGGCAUAUAUAUCCCUUGGCUCUAUUGUGCUAUGACAUCAUGCCCCCUCCGCCGCAGGUAGAAAAAGAAAUUGGGGAAAAAAGAAUAAUCACCUUUCAUGGGGCUGGAUUAUCAGUAGCACCAGAAAUAAGCUUCCCAGAAAUUGCUGCUGCUUGUGAAAAGUCUAAGGAGGCCAAGGAUGCAUACACACAAGCUCUGUAUAAGUCUGUGAAUGAACAAUACAAUGUCCUUGAAUCUGCCAUACAUGGAAAACAGGGUUUAGAGGCAUUAACUGCAGGUGUCUCUUUAUCGCAGCCAUGGAAGUAAUCAAAACCAUACCGUGGUCCAAACAUCUGCAAGUAGCUGCAGGCUGAAUCUUCUCCGAUGCCGAAUUUUUGUACUCUUUUCAUCGGAUUCAUAGAAAGAUUGCUCUGCAGAAGGAACCCUAUUUAUUUCUCGAUACCUAUCGAUGACAUCAACAGCAGAUUUAGCUUUUAUCGGAGCCAAAUCCAUCAGAAGCAAUGCUAUCUCCAGCAAGUGCCGCUUCAGGUUUGUUCCGUACAGAUCUUAUUUCCUAGAAAGACUCAAUCCAAUAGUCCAUAGGCAAUUCUUAUGUGCAUAUGAUCCAUUGAAAUUCGACG
Hibiscus syriacus is the source of this 1700-nucleotide messenger RNA. RefSeq names its product glycerol-3-phosphate acyltransferase, chloroplastic-like. The record is from RefSeq and is a predicted model, not a curated record. Gene Ontology annotation, biological process: glycerophospholipid metabolic process. The transcript is spliced from 13 exons. Bases 16 to 1386 code for a protein of 456 amino acids. Gene Ontology annotation, molecular function: glycerol-3-phosphate O-acyltransferase activity. Lineage: Eukaryota; Viridiplantae; Streptophyta; Magnoliopsida; Malvales; Malvaceae.